AUGGCACGUUUUCUUGGCCUUCGAGGCAGUCGCCUCAACUAUGCAGCACUCCUUGGCGUGGUUAUGCCUUCAAUCAUGUCCUUAGGCUAUAAUCAAGGAUUACUAGGGGGAGUUCUCACCCUGCCCUGGUUCGAGGCCCAAUUUCCUGAAAUCGAUGUGAGCCAUGCCUUGCCUUCGGAAAAACACCACAAAUCGACUUUGCAGGGUACUGUGGUGGCCUUGUAUGCAGCAGGUGGUUGCCUGGGAGCCAUCGCCUGCAUUGGACUGGGCGAUGUGCUCGGACGUCGGCGAACUAUCAUACUCGCUUCAGUGAUGCAAUUGAUCGGAGCUUUCCUCAUGGCUAGUUCGUUUACCUUUUCUCAGCUUGUGGUAGCACGAGUUAUCCUAGGUCUGGGUCAUGGUGGCCAACUAGCCACUGUGCCGGUCUGGCAAUCGGAGAUAUCACCAGCUAGCAAGCGUGGUGCGCAUGUUGCGACCACAGGCAUCUUCGCCGCGAUGGGUCUUACGCUGGGAUUACUCGUCGAUCUUGGGAUGUCAUAUGUCCCCAACAGCGCAAGCUGGCGUAUUCCAGUCGGACUGCCUAUCAUAUUUUGCAUAGUUGUGAUUGUAUUUACUUCUUAUAUGCCCGAGUCACCCCGUUGGCUGGUUCAGCAGGGCCAUGUCUCUGCUGCCCGUGAGGUAUUAGCAGCCCUGAGGGACACUGAAAUGGACAGUGAGGUUGUCAAGAAGGAGAUACUGGAUGUGGAGUCCUCGUUGGCUAUUGCCGGUGGUAAAGGAUCUUUCUUCCAAAUAUUCCACAUGGGACAUCAAAGAAUCCGUCAUCGUGCAUCUCUUGCGACAGGAGGAUUGAUGUUGUUACAAUUGACAGGUGUCAACUCUAUCACGUUCUACACUACAACGAUUUUCCAAACCCACCUUCACCUUGACUCGACAACAUCAAGGAUUCUGGCGGUAAUUUAUCAGUUUUGCGGUGUCUUUGGUGGCAUCGUCUGCGUAUUCACCAUAGAGGGAUUUGGUCGUCGUUUCUUAUUGUUGUCAAGUGCGACGGCCAACACAAUCGCCAUGGUCCUCGUGGCUGCGCUCAGUUCUCAGUCGACAAACAUCAUUGCCAUGUACGCAGCGGUGGUAUUUAUGUUUAUCUUUCACUUCAGCAUGAUUAUUGGUUUUGGUGGGAUACCGUUUCUCUAUGCAUCCGAAGUGGCACCUCUCAGCCUGCGUACCACCAUCAACGGUAUCGGCUCUAGCAUAUAUUGGGCAUUGAGUGUUUUGAUCGCCGAGGUCACACCGAUCGCCUUCAAUGCCAUUGGAUGGAAGUACUUUCUCAUCUUUGCCUGUCUGAACUUUACUAUGAUACCGGUUGUUUAUCUGUUUUUCCCGGAAACCGCAGGCUUGUCGCUGGAAGAUAUAGAUGAGGUGUUUAUUAUGUCCACGGGCUGGUUAGAUCCUGUUCGUGUGGCCAAACAGUUGCCCAAGAAAUUGAAAGAUCGCCAACCACAGGGAGAUUGUCCUUUGGAGAACAAAGACGAUGGAGCACCAAAGGUUUGA
Messenger RNA from Penicillium samsonianum, 1545 nucleotides. RefSeq lists its product as uncharacterized. Gene Ontology annotation, molecular function: carbohydrate:proton symporter activity. The coding region runs from base 1 to 1545 and encodes 514 amino acids. Gene Ontology annotation, biological process: transmembrane transport; carbohydrate transport. The record is from RefSeq and is a predicted model, not a curated record. The transcript has 2 exons. Lineage: Eukaryota; Fungi; Ascomycota; Eurotiomycetes; Eurotiales; Aspergillaceae. Gene Ontology annotation, cellular component: membrane.